AUGCAAACGGCGCCCGAGGAGAAUAGAAUCCAUGGCAUUAGCAUGCGCGUGGAGCCUGCUGCGGGUGAAGCUUUUGCAGAACAACAGCAAAGAGCCAGAGUGACAGGGCUCGAGAGCACUGUGGCAGCUCGCGUGCUUGACUCGGCGGCGAAGGAAAAAGAACUUCAGGAGAAGUUCGACAAAUUCAAGCAACUGGAAGUGGAACAAGUCAUUCAACUCGAGCAUCUCGCGACCGUUGAACAGGAGAAUCGGGGUCGCAUCGACGAGCUGAAACGGUCUGCGGCGGAUCCGGGGCUUGAAGCAAUGGAGCGCGAUAAGCGGUCAGUCGUACGACAACUGGAGGAAGAGGAAAGACGAUUGCGCUCCAUGGUGGAUGAUUUUACUGCCAAAGUUCGCGCACUAUCUGCAGAAGAGCAAGCCAAAGCGAAUUCCGCAGCUGCCAUAGAACAACAACAAAGGUCCACUGUUGAAAAGCUAACGAAUAAGGAAUUAAGGCGGGCAAGCCACGAAGGAGGCAGGUCUGCUACCACGGAACAAGCUGCCGAGGCAGAUGUGCAGGAAGAAACAAACGGUGGUCCUGGAUUGGAGGACAUGAUCAGGGACGCAUUGGGUCCUGAAGAAGAUCAUCCAACGCAGGCGGAGGACGUGCCGCUGCCACUAUUCUCACGGGGUAUACCAGCGGCGGAAGGAGAGAUGGAAGCGUCUGCCGAGGUUUGA
Molecule: messenger RNA, 717 nt
Organism: Beauveria bassiana ARSEF 2860
Lineage: Eukaryota; Fungi; Ascomycota; Sordariomycetes; Hypocreales; Cordycipitaceae
Exons: 4
Coding region: 1-717 (238 amino acids)
Source: RefSeq, a predicted model, not a curated record